GAAUCUAAACGUCUAAAAUAUUAUACAUGACUCUGAAAAGGUCAUUAGACUCAGUUGUUAAUAAAUUUUUACUUAAAAUGUAAGCACUAAGUGAUAUUAAGCGUACACAAACGAACUGUACUAAGUAAAUGUCUUAGUAGUUAUUAAAGCAGGUAUAAUUUUACUAUUUCACUUCUCACUAAAGUAAAUAUUAAUGGUAUUAGUAGUACAUUUACAAGUUACAUUAUCAGUCUCGGUCUCUGGUCCAACCCAGUAAUGCACAUGUCAAAAUUGGAUGCAACAGGUGCCUGGCUUUUAGGGUUGCCAGUUACAGCAGUCCAAUAAAUUCAGUCAUAACUGGCACAUUGAAUUAGACAAGAUAGUUAUAGAACAACAUUAUACUGAUGAAGUGAUGGAUGCUACAGAAAAACUAUUUUUUGCCUGCCAGAAUGGAAAUACUGAUGAUGUCAAAACACACAUGAAGGAAGUGUGUGUGAACAUUCAAGAUGCAGAAGGUGUUACACCUCUGCAAGUUGCAGCAGCCAAUGGUCAUGAAGAAGUUGUUUACUUACUUCUUUCAAGUAAGGCAGAGAUUGAUCUAGCCAAUAGCUCUGGUUGGACACCUUUGAUGCUUUCAGCAAGAUAUGGACAUACAGCUGUCGUCAGUCUUUUAAUCAACAAUGGAGCAAGAGUUAAUGUUUGCAACAAAUUAGGUGUGCAACCUUUGACAGCUGCUGCAAGAAGUGGUCAUCUGCCAACUGUUCGUCUUCUUUUGGAAGCUGGAGCUGAUCCAGUUAUUCGUCAUUCUGCACCAUUAGAUGGCAGUAGCUACAUGUAUGGCAGUGGAGAUCUGACUCCUUUAAUGACAGCAGCUCUUCAAGGACAUGACCCCAUUGUGAAAUUGCUUAUUGAGUGGAAAGUUGAUGUUAACCAAGCAAUUCCUGUCACAGGUUUGACUCCUUUGAUGAUGGCUGCAUGGAGUGGGCACAAGCAAACAUCUCAGAUCCUUCUAGAGUGUGGAGCUGACCCAAAUAUGACCAAUCUUGGGGACAAGACAGCUUUGGAUAUAGCUACCUUGAGAGGAAAGAGAGAAGUCAAAGCCUACUUAGAUGAUAAAACAGUAGCAAGAACUACAGAAUAUGUUGAGAAAAGUGAAGCAGACAUUAUUGAAGCUGUUAAGAAAGGUAAUUCAAAAUGGUUGGAACAGUUGUUGAAAGAAGAACCAGAUCUUAGCAAUUGGUGCCAGGAUGAUGAUGGUGCAACACCAUUAAUGUAUGCUGCAAUGUUGGGGCACCUGGAUAUUGUCAAACUAUUGAUCAACCAUGGAGCAGACCUCAACAAACAAGAAACAAAGAGAGGGUGGACAGCACUCAUGCAGGCAGUAGUUUAUGAGUAUGUGAUUUUUCUGUACAAUUACACUUUUUUAUAA
Limulus polyphemus (Atlantic horseshoe crab) is the source of this 1408-nucleotide messenger RNA. RefSeq names its product ankyrin repeat and SAM domain-containing protein 6-like. The transcript is spliced from 8 exons. The record is from RefSeq and is a predicted model, not a curated record. Lineage: Eukaryota; Metazoa; Arthropoda; Merostomata; Xiphosura; Limulidae. Bases 392 to 1408 code for a protein of 338 amino acids. Gene Ontology annotation, cellular component: cytoplasm; nucleus. Gene Ontology annotation, molecular function: protein binding.